GGGCAGGAGGCUCAUCCUCACUGCUCCCCUCUGCUGCAGCCUUCACCAAGCCCUCCUUGUCCUCAAACAUGGCCUCCUUCGGCUCCUCCACCCAAACCGCCUCCUCCUACCGCCGCACCUUUGGCCAAGGCACCUAUGCCUCACCCUCCCUCAACCGCUCGCUGCUGGGCCACAGGAGUGGCGGCGGGGGCCAUGUCACCUCUCGGGUCUACGAAGUGAGCCGGGCCAGCUCGACUCCGGUCUACCGGGUCUCCUCCGCCCACUAUAGCAAGCCCCUGACGACCUCCAGGGUCUCCGUCGGGCGCUCGUACGCCGGCAUGGGCGAGACGCUAGACUUCAGCCUGGCCGACGCCCUCAACCAGGAGUUCUUGACCACACGGACCAACGAGAAGGCCGAGCUGCAGCACCUGAACGACCGCUUCGCCAGCUACAUCGAGAAGGUCCGCUUCCUGGAGCAGCAGAACCAGGCGCUGACGGUGGAGGUGGAGCGUCUGCGCGGCCGGGAGCCGACACGCAUCGCCGACCUGUACGAGGAGGAGAUGAGCGAGCUGAGGAGGCAGGUGGAGAUCCUGACCAAUCAUAGGUCACGCAUAGAGGUGGAGCGGGACAACCUGGCUGAUGACGUGGACAAGCUCAAACUCAGACUCCAGGAGGAGAUUCUCCAGAAAGAGGAGGCAGAAAACAGCCUGGCUGCUUUCAGGGCGGAUGUGGACGCUGCCACUCUGGCUCGCCUGGACCUGGAGAGACGCAUUGAGACGCUGCAGGAGGAGAUCGCCUUCCUGAAGAAGAUCCACGAAGAGGAGAUCCGCGAGCUGCAGAUGCAGAUGCAGGAGACUCAGGUGCAGAUCCAGAUGGACAUGUCCAAACCGGACCUGACGGCGGCGCUGAGAGACAUCAGAGCCCAGUACGAGGGCAUCGCCGCCAAGAACAUCUCCGAGGCUGAGGAGUGGUACAAGUCAAAGGUGUCCGACCUGAACCAGGCAGUGAGUAAGAACAAUGAAGCUCUGAAGCAGGCCCGGCAGGAGACCAUGGAGUUCAGGCACCAGAUCCAGUCCUACACCUGCGAGAUCGACUCGCUCAAAGGCACCAAUGAGUCCCUGAUGAGACAGAUGAGGGACAUGGAGGAGCGUCACGGGCUCGAGGCCAGCGGCUUCCAGGACACCAUCGCUCGGCUGGAGGCGGAAAUCGCCAACAUGAAGGAUGAGAUGGCGCGCCACCUCCGCGAGUACCAGGACCUGCUCAAUGUCAAGAUGGCGUUGGAUGUGGAGAUCGCCACCUACAGGAAGCUGCUGGAAGGGGAGGAGAGCAGGAUUACCUUGCCUGUGCAGAGCUACUCCACCCUGAGCUUCCGAGAGACCAGUCCCGAGCACCAGCAGCGCUCCUCUGAGAUGCAUUCAAAGAAAACGGUCCUCAUCAAGACCAUCGAAACCCGCGACGGGGAGGUUGUCAGCGAGUCGACGCAGCACCAGCAAGACAUCAUGUAACGAUGUGCAGGAGACAAGAAGGACAAACAGAUCAGUCGGACACACGACCAACACAUUCGCAAGCAAACCAAAGUGAAAGGACGUUCCAAACCCGUGACCAUUGACUUUAUCAGGGUCCAUUUAUCUGAGGACACACAACUGACUCCUAAAAAGCUAAUCUUCCAUGAAAAAGUGAAACAAAAAUAUUUUAGCCUGUUCCAGUAGAAAUCGACUUCUCUCAAGCGUUUGUUUUUGGAGAGUCUGCAGCCUGAAAGAGGAUGAGAUGCUGCAGUGGAAUCCAGAUAAAAACCAACUCGAUAAGAUGUAAAAUAAUAACACCACCUGAAAAAUGCUGCAAAAAAGGCUCAAAAGCAUUUCAGAAGGCCACUGAAAUAAAACACUGUGGUGGUGUUGGCGCUUCCUGCUCUGCAUUUUAAGUCAAGUUGUCACAGAAAAUCUCUGGCUUCACGCCAACAGAAAAUCCUUUGCUUCUGCAUCUUUUUUUUUCCUUAAGCACAAAAAACCCACACUGAAAACGCAGCAAUUGUGACUCUUCUGGUUUCUCACACAGCAGCUUCAAGUGUCAGAGCGAGCGUUCUGUCCAAUCAGGAGCCUCGACGAGAACCAGGUGAACCGUACCUGCGUGUUUGCGCUUAUCAACAGAAGGGACGCAGAAAGGACAGAUAAAACGGAGAAGAUGGAGGAGGAGAUUAAACAGCGUCAGCGACAGGAGAGAAGAGGAGGAGGCCUGCGUUCAGGAGCGACGAAUCCCUCGUGACUUUCAAAUGUUAUCUGCUAAUAAAAGUAAAGUGGAUUUCA
Molecule: messenger RNA, 2282 nt
Organism: Scatophagus argus
Lineage: Eukaryota; Metazoa; Chordata; Actinopteri; Scatophagidae
Gene: desmb
Product: desmin b
Exons: 9
Coding region: 69-1484 (471 amino acids)
Biological process (GO): skeletal muscle organ development
Cellular component (GO): Z disc; intermediate filament; cell-cell junction
Source: RefSeq, a predicted model, not a curated record